GGAAGAGGAUGUGAAUGUUUUGGUGUGUGUGUGUGUAGCACGCGCUCACAGUGAGAAUGGUGCGGAUAAAAGCGAGGUACCUGCUGUGUGAGGUGUGUGUGUCAGACUCCAGCAGUUUGAGGUUGUUGGAGGAAAAAGCCAUUUAUCAGGCGGUGAAAGCGGCGGUGAUUAAAGCACAUGGAGAGUUUGGAGCUGCUCUGUAUAGCAUCGGGACUACAGUGACGUACGUGAAUGCGUACACUGGCGUAGUGAUCUUGCGCUUCCGGAAAUCCCACUUUCGGCUCAUGUGGUCUGCUCUGCCCUUCAUCAGCAGCAUCUGGAGCCAUGGUCAGAAAGUGCAGUGCUUCUUCAACUGUGUACACGUCGGAGGCACCAUCAGAACAUGUCAGAAGUUCCUUGUACGAUAUGGGAGACAGCAGCUGUGCCGAAUGCUGCCGCACUGUAAGACAGAGGCUGAAAAACAGGAAGUGAGGAGAGCGGUGAUGAGCUGCUCACUCCAGGACUUCAGAACAGCUGAUGAAGAUGCAGAUGAUGAUGAUGAAGACGAAGAGGAGGAAACCUAACUAUAAAUCACACCGCAGACGUGCAGAGACGCACAGUUCGAGUUAUUUAUGUUGUCUGCUGUAUAAACCUUUUUCCUAAGCAUUUUAUUUUUAAGUUGUUUUUUUUUUUUUUU
Molecule: messenger RNA, 676 nt
Organism: Tachysurus vachellii
Lineage: Eukaryota; Metazoa; Chordata; Actinopteri; Siluriformes; Bagridae
Gene: pop5
Product: POP5 homolog, ribonuclease P/MRP subunit
Exons: 5
Coding region: 57-563 (168 amino acids)
Biological process (GO): tRNA 5'-leader removal
Cellular component (GO): ribonuclease P complex
Molecular function (GO): ribonuclease P RNA binding
Source: RefSeq, a predicted model, not a curated record